Molecule: messenger RNA, 1968 nt
Organism: Artibeus jamaicensis (Jamaican fruit-eating bat)
Lineage: Eukaryota; Metazoa; Chordata; Mammalia; Chiroptera; Phyllostomidae
Product: proline-rich protein 36-like
Exons: 7
Coding region: 1-1785 (594 amino acids)
Molecular function (GO): GTPase activator activity
Source: RefSeq, a predicted model, not a curated record
AUGGCCACCGUCAAGACAACUGCGGAACCCUCGGGCUUCUCUGAGUUCUUGACAGUUUUCUGCCAAGGGCUGAAGACACACUUCACUUCUCGGCUGAGAACUGAAGACAAAAGGAUGUUCAAGUUCAUCAAAAAGCGAUUCAAGCGUUUUGGUGAUUACUCGAGGCUGUCCAGCAAUAGGAGAAGCCCUUCUCCAGAGCUGGACACCGGCCUCCAUAACUCUUUCUCACCAGAGAGCAACAGCUGCAGCCUCAACUGCAGCCUUCAGUGCCUCCCACCACCUGAGGUGCCCAGCUGCAGCCUCGACUGCAGCCUGCAGGGCCUUCCACCAGUCAAAGACCCCAGUGACAGCCUGGACUGCAGCCUACAGGGUGUCCCACCAGUUGAAGACCCCAGCUACCGCCUCAACUGCAGCCUGCAUGACCUUCCACCAUUCGAAGACCCCAGCUGCAGCCUCGACUGCAGCCUGCAUGACCUUCCACCAUUCGAAGACCGCAGCUGCAGCCCCGACUGCAGCCUGCAGGGCCUUCCACUAGUCGAAGACCCCAGCUGCAGCCCCGACUGCAGCCUGCAUGACCUUCCACUAGUCGAAGACCCCAGUUGCAGCCUCGACUGCAGCCUGCAGUGCCUCCCACCACCUGUGGUGCCCAGUUGCAGCCUUGACUGCAGCCUGCAGGGACUUCCACCACCUGAGGUCCCAAGUUGCAGCCCUGACUGCAGACUGCAGGCGCUCCCACCAGUUGAGGACCCCAGCUGCAGCCAGGACUGUAGUCUACAGGGCCUCCCACCACCCGAGGUCCCCAGUGACAGCCUGGACUACAGCCUGCAGGGUGUUCCACCACCUGAGGUCCCAAAUUGCAGCCCCGACUGCAGCCUGCAUGACCUUCCACCAGUCGAAGACCCCAGUUGCAGCCCCGACUGCAGCCCGCAUGACCUACCACCAGUUGAAGACCCCAGUUGCAGCCUCGACUGUAGCCUACAGGGCCUCCCACCACCUGAGACCUCCAGUUUCACCCUUGACUGCAGUCUACAGGGCCUCCCACCAUGUGAGGUCCCAAGUUACAACCUCAGCUGCAGCCUACAGGGCCUCCCACCACCCGAGGUCCCCAGUGACAGCCACAAUUCUAGCCUGCAGGACCUCCCAGCCACUGAGGUCCCCAGCUGCAGCCUGGACUGCUGCCAACAAGGCCCCACACCCCCGGAGAUCCACACCAGCAGCCUGCACUUCAGCUUCCAGAGCCCCUCACCACCCACUCGCACCCUGCUGCUCCACAGCCCUGUGGUCAUCGGGAAGGGCUGGAGGAGGAAGAGGCGCCACUUCUUCCUCUUCAGAGAUUUGCUGUUGAUCUCCAAUGCAAAUUACAGGAAGAUUUUUAAAAUCAAACUGAAACUUCCACUAAGCACCAUGCGGAUCACUGACAACACUACAGGAAAGGCCACAGGUGCCAAGAGGUCCCUGCUCUUGUGCUGGCCCUCGGGGAGCGUGCUGGCCACCUUUCGAUCAGAAGAUCUGAAGAUGAAAUGGGCCUCUUUCCUUGAAAGAUACAUCGACGAAGCAGGAGAGAACAAUGCUUCCCUCAGCCAAGAAAACUGUGAACCUGAUUCUGGGGCAGCUGCCUGGAGCACAUCCUGCCCUCCUUCACCACCUCUUUGGGCUUCAGCACAGCGUCCAGCCACAGGGCUCCCCCACCUGCACCACAGCCCACAGCCUGGCCUUGUGUGGAGCCCUUGGAUUGCUCUGUCUGCCCAAGGCCCGUGGUACUUAUGGACCAAUGGGACUUACUAGAAGGGCACAGGUCCAUGAAGACAGAUCCUUCUGGUCUUUGAAUUUGCAGAGGAUGAUGAGAAGGCUCACUCAGACCAGAGAAACUGAGACCCUCUAAUUCCCCCCGGUUUCACUGCAUGUGUUUUAUGUUCCCAAAGUCUCCCUCUCCCUCCUUUUCUCCUCUAAGGGGGUGACUUGCAAAGG